AUGGUUUCAACUGUAAUUCGUUGUUUCGUAUUCGUUCUAUUCAGUAUGUCGCAAGUUCGAGUGAAAUCUCAAUUCUGCCAUCGAAUAUCUCAAUAUGAUCGAUGUUCGCCAAAUAGUGCAUGCGCCUGUUUCUAUAUAGCAGGUGCUAUUGACAUUGGUAUUUGUGCCGAUGAAUUCGUAGAUUGUUCUGAGUUAGUUCCAUGUGAACAGCCAAACAAUCUUUGCCAUGAACUUAACCAUAGAUGUAUUCAUCAUCCUCGAUGUCGCAAUCUUCCUGUUUGUUAUUCAGUUCCAAGUUUCAAUCGACAACUCUGUCCACCGAUAGCAACGAUGAAUAGUACAACUACAAGUACGAUUCCAAUUACAACUACAACUGCUACUCAACAAAUAGUUCCACUACGAGCACCUGCUAUUGACAUUCAACCGAAUGCAAAAUGGGCUCAGAAUGGUCUCACUGUGGCUGGAGGAAAUGGAGAUGGUAAUGGAAAAAAUCAAGUCUCUAGACCACGGGGUGUGUAUGUCGAUGAUGAUCAAACUAUUUAUGUCGCUGAGUACUCUAAUCACCGUAUUGUGGAAUGGAAAUAUGGUGCAACGAGUGGCCAAGUAGUUGCCGGUGGAAAUGGACCGGGGAAAAGUGCUAAUCGGUUAUACAAUCCAGAAGAUGUGAUUGUCGACAAAGAGAGAGAUAGUCUUAUCAUCUGCGAUACCGGGAAUCAAAGAGUUGUUCGAUGGCCUCGUCGAAAUGGUACUAGUGGAGAAACAAUCAUCUCGAAUAUUGUUUGCACCGGUCUGACAAUGGACGAGAAUGGGUCUCUUUAUGUCGCUGGCGAUAGCGUAAGACGAUACCGAAUUGGUGAUACUAAAGGAACAGUAGUUGCAGGUAUUAAUGGAUAUGGACAUGAUCUCGAUCAACUCGCUGGCCCCAGCUAUGUAUUUGUCGAUCGAGAUCAUUCAGUGUACGUGUCUGAUUGGGUAACUAGUCGUGUGAUGAAAUGGGAAGAGAAUGCAAAAGUAGGUAUUGUUGUAGCCGGUGGUCAAGGGAAAGGAAAUAGUCUUACACAAUUGGAUCGUCCUCGAGGAGUGGUUGUCGACCAAUUGGGCACUGUCUACGUGGUUGAUCAAAACAAUAAUCGAAUAAUGCGUUGGCCAAAAGGAGCCACACAGGGAAGUAUCAUUAUUGGUAAAAAUGGUCAAGGAAGACAGUCGAAUCAAUUGUUUUUACCCUAUGCUUUAUCAUUCGAUCGACACGGCAAUCUCUAUGUCGCUGAUGAGUACAAUCAUCGAAUACAAAAAUUUAAUAUCGAACAGACAACAAAUUAA
Rotaria sordida is the source of this 1320-nucleotide messenger RNA. The record is from the annotation of a GenBank genome assembly. NCBI's taxonomy places the organism in Eukaryota, Metazoa, Rotifera, Eurotatoria, Philodinida, Philodinidae.